Pistacia vera is the source of this 1549-nucleotide messenger RNA. RefSeq names its product fructose-1,6-bisphosphatase, cytosolic. Gene Ontology annotation, biological process: fructose 6-phosphate metabolic process; fructose 1,6-bisphosphate metabolic process; sucrose biosynthetic process. Bases 341 to 1360 code for a protein of 339 amino acids. The transcript has 12 exons. Lineage: Eukaryota; Viridiplantae; Streptophyta; Magnoliopsida; Sapindales; Anacardiaceae. Gene Ontology annotation, molecular function: fructose 1,6-bisphosphate 1-phosphatase activity. The record is from RefSeq and is a predicted model, not a curated record. Gene Ontology annotation, cellular component: cytosol; cytoplasm.
AGUCCGCUACCUCGUUCCUCUUCAACAAACACGCAAACCAACACAAACAACAACUCGUAACCGUCGAAUCAGCUUAUCGUAAUCGUAGUAGAAGAAGCCGACGAAAAUCGUUAAGGGUAUCUUCAGUCACGACCACCAGCCCUCUCUCACACUAAACUCCCGCCACGUGUCCUCCGAAACUUCCAUUUCCUCUCGAUAACAUAAUCCCAAUCCUCCCCCUCUCCUCUUCUCCAAUAAUAUAUAUUCACUUCACUUUCUUCUCUCCAACGCAUAUUAUAAUUACCCUCUCAAUUUUGAACACAAAACUCAGCGUUUUUGUUGGCUUAGGAGAGAGCAAGAGAUGGAUCACGCGGCCGAUGCGCACCGGACCGAUUUAAUGACCAUAACUCGUUUCGUGUUGAACGAGCAGUCAAAGCACCCGGAGUCACGCGGCGACUUCACGAUUUUGUUGAGUCACAUUGUUCUUGGUUGCAAAUUCGUUUGUUCUGCUGUUAACAAGGCGGGUCUUGCCAAACUUAUUGGACUUGCUGGAGAAACCAAUGUUCAGGGUGAAGAGCAGAAGAAAUUGGAUGUGCUUUCAAAUGAAGUUUUUGUUAAAGCUUUGGUUAGCAGUGGCCGAACAUGCAUCCUUGUCUCUGAAGAAGAUGAAGAGGCAACAUUUGUGGAGCACUCUAAGCGUGGAAGGUACUGCGUUGUUUUUGAUCCAUUGGAUGGAUCCUCUAACAUUGACUGCGGCGUUUCCAUUGGAACGAUUUUUGGGAUUUAUGCAAUGAAAGAUAGCCAUGAACCAACUCUAGAUGAUGUCUUGCAACCUGGAAAGAAUAUGGUGGCAGCUGGUUAUUGUAUGUAUGGAAGUUCUUGCACGCUUGUAUUAAGCACUGGGAGUGGUGUCAAUGGGUUCACCCUCGAUCCAUCUCUUGGAGAGUUUAUACUUACUCACCCAGACAUCAAGAUUCCAAAGAAAGGAAAGAUUUACUCUGUAAAUGAAGGAAAUGCUAAGAACUGGGAUGCUCCAACAUCCAAGUUUGUGGAAAAAUGCAAGUUCCCUAGCGAUGGUUCAUCACCGAAGUCUUUAAGAUACAUUGGAAGUAUGGUUGCUGAUGUCCAUCGCACAUUACUUUAUGGAGGUAUCUUUUUAUACCCAGCUGAUAAGAAGAGCCCCAAUGGGAAACUACGUGUUCUCUAUGAAGUCUUCCCCAUGUCGUUCUUGAUGGAACAAGCAGGAGGUCAGGCUUUUACUGGCAAGCAACGGGCGCUGGACUUGGUUCCGAAGAAGAUUCAUGAGCGGUCUCCAAUAUUUCUCGGCAGCUGUGAUGAUAUAGAAGAAAUCAAAGCAUUGUAUGCAGCUGAAGCGCAGUAGUAACGAGCUUAUCAUGACAUGUUUCAUGCCAUUUACCUUAUUGGAUCUCAUUUCUAAUCAUCUACUUGUGACAUAUCCUCGCCUUUAAGGUUUCUAUAUGUACUGAAAUGAUACAAUUCAUUGGUGGCCAGCUGAUGUCCUAUUGAUACAUUUCGAAUAAAUAUAUAAUAAUAUUUUGUGCAAAGUUUA